UCUCUGUUUCUUGGUCCUUGUCACCCUCUCUGAUCUGCUGUCUCUACCUGUCCUCUGUCAAUGUCCCUUUCCAUCUCUUUGGGUCUUGUUUCUUGUCUCUCCUGUUCUUUCUACCUCUGUCUGUCGAUCUCUGGGAAAGCUAUCUUUCUGCUUUUUUUCUUGUGGCCCCCUUACACUUCCCUGAAACAGUGACCAGCUCCUCUUGUGCUGGGGGUUGUGGGGGCAGCAGGGCCCAACACUCAUAAUUCCCACCCCCACAGGCGGCCCUUUCCUCUGGGCCCCGCCUGGUGCCAGCCCCCUCACCAGCGGGGGGACUGCGCCUGGAAGCUGUAAUGGAGGCCCUGCAGAGGCAGCAGGCAGCCCGCCUGGCCCAAGGGGUGGGGCCAUUGGCCCCCCCACGCUCACUGCCACCACCACUACCUCCUUUGCCUGGCCCCCGGACCCUGCAGGCCCCUGAGGGGGCCUUGGGGGAGGUUGGGACUGAAGAAGAGGAGGAUGCUGAAGAGGAUGAGGAAGGGGAGGAAGCCGGGGCAGAGGAGGAGGCAGCCGAGGAGAGCCGUCCAGGGACACGGGGCCCCAGCUCACCUUCCAGCCAACCCCCUGGACCUCAUCCCCAUGAAUGGACCUACGAGGAACAGUUCAAGCAGCUGUACGAGCUUGAUGCAGACCCCAAGAGGAAGGAAUUUCUGGAUGACCUGUUUAGCUUCAUGCAGAAGAGGGGGACGCCAGUGAACCGUGUGCCCAUCAUGGCAAAACAGGUGCUGGACCUGUACGCGCUCUUCCGUCUGGUGACAGCCAAAGGUGGCCUGGUGGAAGUCAUCAACCGCAAGGUGUGGCGGGAGGUCACGCGCGGCCUCAGCCUGCCCACCACCAUCACGUCGGCAGCCUUCACACUACGCACCCAGUACAUGAAGUACCUGUACCCCUACGAGUGCGAGACGCAGGCACUCAGCUCCCCGGGGGAGCUCCAGGCAGCCAUCGACAGCAACCGACGCGAGGGCCGUCGUCAGGCUUAUACCGCCGCCCCGCUCUACGGCUUAGCUGGGCCUACCCCUCGGGGAACCCCGGGCCACCUCUCGGUUCCGGGCGCCGCCCAGCUGACGCCUACGCCCAGCCCCGGUGCUGCCCAGGGCUCCGCCUCAGGCCUGCCCGCCCACGCCUGCGCGCAGCUGAGCCCGAGCCCCAUUAAGAAAGAGGAAAGCGGAAUUCCAGCCCCUCGACUGGCACUGCCUGUGGGCCUGGCUUUGGGAACUGCAAGGGAGAAGUUGGCACCAGAGGAGCCGCCAGAGAAGAGGGCUGUGCUGAUGGGGAACAUGGACCCACCUCGACCUGGAGUUCCCCCCAGUUUCCUGCCCCGUGGCAAGGUUCCCCUGAGGGAAGAGCGGCUGGAUGGGCCUCUCAAUCUGGCAGGCAGUGGUAUCAGCAGUAUCAACAUGGCACUAGAGAUCAACGGGGUGGUCUACACUGGUGUCCUCUUUGCCCGUCGCCAGCCUGUGCCAGCUUCCCAGGGUCCAACCAACCCUGCACCUCUUCUCCCUACAGGAUCCCCUUCCAGCACCUCACCAUGAGAACUCCCACUUGGAAUUAAGAGUCCCAGCUCCAAUGCUGAGGGGAGGGGAGGAGACAUCCCCCA
Messenger RNA from Enhydra lutris kenyoni (northern sea otter), 1633 nucleotides. Its product is annotated as AT-rich interaction domain 3C. Gene Ontology annotation, biological process: regulation of transcription by RNA polymerase II. The coding region runs from base 333 to 1568 and encodes 411 amino acids. Gene Ontology annotation, molecular function: DNA binding. Gene Ontology annotation, cellular component: nucleus. The transcript is spliced from 7 exons. NCBI's taxonomy places the organism in Eukaryota, Metazoa, Chordata, Mammalia, Carnivora, Mustelidae. The record is from RefSeq and is a predicted model, not a curated record.